CAUCCCGACAUUUCAUUCUCUACCUCCUGAUCGCACACCUCAAGCCCACACCCGAACCUCCCUUCUUCCUCCUCCAACCACAUUCCACCAAGGUUGGCGGUCGCCGCCCUCAUCACAGUCGGCCUUCACAACAUCCCAUCUCACCUUACCCUCUCUCGAUCGGGAGAAGCUCCUACCGCCGACAGCCCUUCUUCAUCUCCUCUACCUCUCCCAAUUGAAAAAGGAGGAGCCAUCUCGUCCUCUCCAAUACUCAUCCCCGGCGCCACCACCACAUCCUUCCUCACCGGCGGCCACCAUUCUAUCUUCUUCCUCACCCAAUCGGGAGAGGAGGCACUGACCAUCUCCACCUUCUUCCUCUCCCGAUUGGGAGCAGAAGCGCCACCUUGGGAACUCUCCAAUCCGAGGCUCUUCCAUUCAUCCAUCCUCAUCCACAGCUCUCUAUUCAAUUGGGAGAGAUUUUGACAGUCCACCUUCAUCCACCGACAAGUUUACAUCAGUGAGCUUCAGGAUUCCAAGCUCUUCUGCACUAUACACCCUUCCGAAUCCGUAGGUGGUAGCAUGAUUCAUUUCCGCUGCUCGUCACACGCCAUCCAUUCCGCUCGAGGAGUUAUAGGUUUUACUGUGACUGAAGAAGAGACUACAUCUUCAAUGUUAAUUUUGUUACUAUGAUCCAAUUGCAGGUAAGUAGAGGUAUGCAUUAUACAGGGUGCAUGAUGAAUCUGCCAUGCAUAUAUAUUUUUACUUUAAAUAAAAAAUUUUGCAACAUGAUGAACCUGCCAUAUAGGUCGCAUUAAGUAUGAUAAGGGGUGAAUGCAUUAUUGGUUAUUAAAAUUUUUGUAAGUUGCAUUUUUUUUUUUUGUAUUUAUGACAAGGGGUAAGCAUUUUUUAUUUAUUUAUGUGAUGCAGGAUAUAAGUAGAGGGAAAGAUAUUGGUUUCAGUAAAGGAAGAUCAAGGGGGUGAGGAUACGGAGAUGAUACUCUCUUAUAAUACAAUGCGGCGGGGAGGCGAGCUUUCGCUCUCCGAUGGCUGGGAGAAUGGCGCGGGGGAAGGCGGAAGGGGUCGUCGCGAUUUGGGUCGUUUUGGUUUGCAUCUGGACUUGCGAUCCGAAUCCGAGCUUCGCUUUUGGCGCUACCGAUCCCAACGACGCUUCUGCUCUCUAUGUUCUGUUCGGGAGUUUGAAUUCAGCACCACAGCUAUCAUGCUGGAAGCAAAGUGGUGAUCCAUGCGGGGAAUCAUGGCAGGGAAUUACAUGCUCUGGCUCAUCAGUGACAGCUAUAAAAUUGUCAAGUUUGGGUCUAUCUGGAACACUGGGCUAUAAUAUGAACCAAAUGGCUUCGCUGGAGGAGCUGGAUAUGAACCAAAAUAAUCUAGGAAAUGGUAAUUUGAUACCUUAUAACCUCCCGCCAAACCUUCUUAGAUUAGAUCUUAGCAAUAAUUAAUUUGGUGGAAGCAUACCCUAUUCAGAAUGUAUGACUUACUCCUUAGCAUCAUAUGGAGUGUGUGGAAACAUUUGCAUUAGAUUGUACCUUUUAGAAUUAAUGCUGCUUGAUCACUGGGAAAAAUAAUGUUUGCAUGGUUUAUAAUAGAAGCUUUGUAUGCAGGGACAUAAAAUGAAAAUUUUGCUUAAUAAGAAAUUUAAGAGCCACUAUAUUGUUUCAA
Zingiber officinale is the source of this 1659-nucleotide messenger RNA. Its product is annotated as protein STRUBBELIG-RECEPTOR FAMILY 7-like. Lineage: Eukaryota; Viridiplantae; Streptophyta; Magnoliopsida; Zingiberales; Zingiberaceae. The coding region runs from base 1023 to 1439 and encodes 138 amino acids. The record is from RefSeq and is a predicted model, not a curated record. The transcript is spliced from 6 exons.